ACAACACAUCCUCAGGAUACCGGUUGCCAGACAACCUUGCGUUUCGAUUGGCCAAUUGCUGCCUUCGUCAGCGCGUUAGAGAAGGACGAGUUACGUUCCAAAUCAGUGUGCAGUGAGUGUGUUGAAGCACAACACAUCAGCUGUAUUUCUUUCCCUGGAGAAACAGUGGGUUACAGAGGUGUCAUUUUGUAUCAAUUAGCCGCCGACACGCAACACUGCGAAAUAGCGUAGUAUUAAUAAUAAUAAUAAUAAUAAUAAUAAUAAUAAUAAUAAACAGCCAUGCGGACGAGGUGCUAAAAUAAAAGCUGUCGACGUGAAUUAAACUCAAGGGUCUGCAAAUUAUAUCACUGGCUGUAUUGUAAAGCCACUGCUGCUUAGCUCCGACCUCUCCUUCUCCAGGUGUACACAGAGUACAUUGUCAAGCCAGUUUAGACUGAGGAUGGAUUUCAAACAGCUAGUUGAUAUUGGAGAGAAGUGGUGCUCCGGUACCCCCUUCGAUCUGAUUGCUGCAGAGGAGAGCGACGAGAGACGGCUGGAUUUCUAUGCAGAACCCGGACUUUCAUUCUACGUCUUGUGCCCUGAUCUGAGUAAUGGUGCAGAUAAUUUUCACGUGUGGAGCGAGAGUGAGGACUGCCUGCCGUUUCUCCAGCUGGCUCAGGACUACAUCUCCUCCUGUGGCAAGAAGACCCUCCUUGAGAUACUGGAUAAGGUCUUCAAGUCCUUUAGGCCUCUGCUCGGGCUUCCAGAUGUAGAUGACGAUGCAUUUGAGGACUACCAAGCUGACAUGGAGGAGGAGGAGCCAGAGGCAGACCACCAACAGACAGGCGUCAGUCAGCAGUAACACAGCCGAGCCGAGGGGAAGGGGAGAGGUGGGGGAGAAGAAUACUCUGUGAAGCUGUUCCCAGACCCACUGACUCGAACACACCUCUGCAGGGAUUCGGUGGAGGAUAAUCGGGAGCAUUCCACACACCCUUUCCUUUAAAUGUUCAACAACAAUGCUUUCCAAGUAGUAUGGUAUCGAUAAGCUUAAUUUUCCAGGAGUCCUGAAAGUUUUAGUUGUGCAUAUGUAUUAUCAGAGUAACAAUUUGGCAGAUUUCUUCUGAAACUGGAUUUGGUUCACCUUAAAAUCUACUCUACCUGGUCUGCCCAAAUGUUUGGCAGCACUGUAAUGUGUAUGUUCCCUGAAGACCAUUCUGAGCAAAUUUGUAGGAUGCUUACAAUGUGGAUAUUCAUGGAGUGUUGUAGUUGAGAUGGCUAUUUUGCAGCCAUCCUAGCGAGUGGAAAACAUAUGGCACUCUGUGAAAUUUCAUGGAGUAUUCUGUUUAUUUUCUGUUACAAUAUAUACAAAAGAAAGUAUGUUUAAACCUAAAUUAAAUGGGUGAAUUGUGAGAAUAAUUUUACUUAGAUGAAGCUCAGCAACGCAGCAUUGGAGCGCUGUGAUUUGUCCAGUUAUUCUGCUGUUCGAUUUGAUUUAAUGCGAGAUGGAUUCCAAAAUAUUCACUCCAACAUUGAAAAGUAAAACGUUAUACAAAGCUAGAACACUGUUGACAGCAACAACAACAAAAAAGAGAAGGUUUUGCACAACUUUAAAAAAAAAAAAAUCAGGAAAAGUUGUAUAUCAAUUUCAUAGAAAAUCAUUUGAUCUGUAAUUAUUUUAAAAUGUCUUAAGGCCACAAAGAAGUUGCUCUGUUUUUUUUUUUCGUUUUGAAUAAACAUCAUGCAAAUUUGCUCAGGACAUCACGGAAAGAAACUAGACGAAUGAAGAUAUUGUUGCCAAAAAACUCAAAAUCUACAUCAUUUAAAACUAUGUAGUGUCCUCGGAGACCAUUCAUUACAGCCUGUUUGUAAAAAGGUGUGUUUGCCACUUGCUUAUAGGGUAAUUUAAAUCUAAUAGUCACCACCUAACUCUGCUGAAGUUUUUAUCUUGUUUAAAGGUGCACUGUCAACCAGCUAAAACAUUGGUACUGUAGGCAAUUUUUGCUUGCUGCUUCUCGGUAUAGUGGUCAGUUUACAUCUAAAUCUUUGGUUUUUGUUAGACCCCUACAGUAAUGUUGAGAAAGUUACCAAUUAACAGUGAUUUGGAACAUAAACUGUUGGAGUAUUUGAAGUGCACAUAACCUUGAACAGGACAGUAACCCGAGAUGUCACCAAUAAUGUAAAACGCAGUCUAAAGACCAGCUUACAAAGUGUUCCGUGUAGAAGUUGAUCUGUGUGUCUUGUAGUUAAUGUGAGGGAUUUGCUGUCUGUUACUAGCUUUGCCUUGCAUGCGAGAAUAUACUGUUACAAUCUAUCUCAAACAAAGUUAGCUAAAGACGAGUUUAAGGCAAUUCAAUUUGAAAAUGUACACUAAAAAGGUUAUCUAACGUACAGUAAAAGGUACACUCCUUCCUUGUAGAGUUACAAUGUUGUAAAACUGUUCAAGCUAGACACAUUGGAUGUAGCUUGCUAGAUGUAGGAGUCAUUAUGUACACUGGGUCGAGGUUUGCCAAUACCCAUACCAGUACUCGUAAUUGCCUUUAAGAAGUUUAUCGGCAUUGCCUUUAAGAAGUAUUCAUGGAAGAACACGUUAACGAACGGAUGUAUUUAAUACCUGCAGAUAAAUACUUCUUAAAGGCAAUCACAAGUAUAAGUAUCAGCACACCCCUAAUACUGGGCAUAGUAAAUUUGCCAGUAACAUACAUUUCCUAGGACUAUGUACGUAUGGACAGAUAUGCACUUCCAUAUAACCCCAGAUUCAUACUCUAUAGCCAUUUGUCACAUCAGUUUUCAUCACAAUGGGAAACGUAGUUAUCUAGAUAUAGCAGAUUCUGAUACUCCUAAGAACUUAAGAUAAAAAGCUGUUCUUUAGUUAAAUGCAUUUUUUAUUUGAAUUUUAUUUUUAAAUGUGUUUAGGUUUAGUCCAUUGAAAGGCAAGCACAUCGUUCACAGGGACACCCCGAUGUUCACAGGAACAUCCUUUCAGAUCGUUAUCAUUAACAAAUUUGACCUACGGACACCUUCACUUUACCCCUGACGCUGUAGAAAUGUAACCUACAUAGGAGAUACUAACUUAAAAUAAUGUAAUGUGUUCUUGGUAAUGCUGAAAGCUUUUAAAUUGUCGUAUGCCUUUUGCUGGGGCAUAUGUAAUGUAAUGUUUUCAUGAAUUACUUUAAGUAUUUUUUUUUGUUUGUUUUUUAAAAGGUCUUAAUCACUCCUCACAUACAGAUAGAACCAUGUAGUCCUGGGUUUUUAUCAGUAAUUGUGUAUGGAUGAAAAAAACCUUCAAACCGUUGUAUUUCAGAGACAACAGGAUCUGUUACUGGCCCUUGUGAUGACAGGAUCUCUUCUUUCAGACAGUGGUGUUCUUCCAGGGAGUUAUGGGGCUUUCUCUGACACCCUGGUGGAGGGACAGGUUUUCAGUGCACCUUUAGAGAUGAGAUUGAUUGUUUUGGAGUUUUGAUAUAAUAUAAGUAACAACAAAUACAUGACAUUUUUUAAUUGGUAUUUUGCUAAAAGGCACUUUGGGGAAACAUGCUGAGACGCUUGACUUCACUUCGCGUUGUUAUGUGAGCACAACGGAGAUGCAUUUUACAUUUUUAGUAGGGGUGUCAGUCUACGUUACAUUUAGUAAAAGUUUAAACUCUGAGAUCUCUUGUACUAAAUUAAUUUAGUACAUUACUAAUCUGCAGUGCUAUUACAGUACUUGUACAGUUUGUAGUACCCUUCUGUAUUGCUACAGUCAAUGGAAAGUUUUGUUUGAACUAGUUCAGCUACGCUAUUUCUGAAUGUCAGUGUUAUUUUUCCAUUGCUUCAGUUGGUGUCCAGAUUAUGUUUCUUUGUGAAUUUGGCAAAACCAUUAAGCUCUUUAAGGGGGCUUAUUUUCAAAGCUUGGUAACUUAUGUGGAGCAAAUGUCUGUCAAUAAAGCAAAUCAUAUUUUUAUUCAGCUUCACUUAAUUAAGAUAAGCAUGAUAUAAAUGGAAGAUAAAAUACAGGAGUGGAGUAGAUUUACUCAAAAUCAUCUUUCCCAGUUUUAUAAAAUAUCCCCCUGAGUGUAAAUGGUACACUUUAGUUUACUACAGUUAGUGUACACAUUUACAGAUCUAUCAGUCACAGAGUGUGAAGGAACACAAAGAUUAUUGUAAAACCUGAGCUCUAAAGGGGAAAUUACGACUGAUAUGCAAUCUAAACGCAGAAGUGCUCAGACUAAUGCUACAAAACGAAAACACACGUUUACCCAAUACUUGUGUUACCGAUGUGUUCCCUCUUAGAGCUGUUCUGUGAUAAUUAAUGUGUGUGCACUAUAAGGCUACAGUAUGGCUGUUUUAAAAUGACUGCAUGCCGUCGCGAUUCUGUUAUCAUAACCCAGAAGGGACGCCAAACUUUUUGAUAAAACAAAAUCUUUCAGCGAAGACAGAAUUCUAAAGGUAAAUUCUUAUUUAACCAGUACAGCACAACUGUGGAACAUUUUCAUAACAGCAAUAGCUGGAUUUUUUCAGCUGCUUUCCUAGACUUGUCUUGGAUUACCUAAUGUUAACUUGGCUAAUGUAGUCCAGGGUAAUGUUACCUUGGCUAAUGUAGUCCAGGGUAAUGUUAGGGUUAGGGUGGACCAGGAUCUAGGAAACCAGCUGAUUGUGUUUUCACAGAGCUAACAUUUCUAAAUUAGGUUCCUGUUGAAACAAAAACCUGUGAAGCACUUUAAAGAAGGAAAUGCAUGGAACCAACCUGCUGAGUUUGUCUAAUUGUUUCUCUGAUAAUGCUGAACUAGAACAAACUAGAAGUAUGCUAAUCUGGCCUUAAUGAGCUAAACUUAAUGUACUCUGACUUCUUCCAUAGUGGGAACUUGACCUCUAACCUAUGUUUUAUGCAUAUUGAGCUACUAGAGUAAACUUGCACAUCGCAGUAUGUAAAUUAAAGAAAUAACACUGUGGGUUGCUGGUAAGCUAGCUCAGUCGGAUGUAAUUUCAUCAGUUGUUGCUAGACCGCUAUCAUUAACAAAGCCUCAUGCACCUAACUCAGGGGUGGGUAAUUCCGGUCCUGGAGGGCCAGUGUCCUUUGUUCCAACUGUGCCCUAAGUUACUUAAUUGCACCAAUUAAGUGCUUAUUAUAAGCUUAAUUGGUCAGUUGGAACAAACACCAGGAGGGACACCUGCCCUCCAGAACCUGAAUUGUCCACCCCUGACCUUACUGAUCCGUUCUGCAGGCAACAACCUGAAGGUUCUCGCAGUGCUCACUGUGUGACCCAGAUCUAUGUGAUGAUAUGUUUUUACUGGGUUUUUUUGUUUGUUUUUAUUGUGUUUUUUUGUUUUACAGCAACUGCCUACCUGUCCUCGGUGUAUACAUGUUAGUGUUUUUAAUAUUGAUCAAAGUACUGAACAUUGGACCUGCUUAUGGCUUUUAUGAACUUGAUUAAAUUCAGCUACAGGGCUCUGA
This is a messenger RNA of Acipenser ruthenus (sterlet), 5410 nucleotides long. Its product is annotated as maturin-like. NCBI's taxonomy places the organism in Eukaryota, Metazoa, Chordata, Actinopteri, Acipenseriformes, Acipenseridae. Bases 440 to 841 code for a protein of 133 amino acids. The record is from RefSeq and is a predicted model, not a curated record. Gene Ontology annotation, cellular component: cytoplasm. Gene Ontology annotation, biological process: positive regulation of megakaryocyte differentiation; regulation of signaling. The transcript is spliced from 3 exons.